Molecule: messenger RNA, 2163 nt
Organism: Oreochromis aureus
Lineage: Eukaryota; Metazoa; Chordata; Actinopteri; Cichliformes; Cichlidae
Product: 5-hydroxytryptamine receptor 3A-like
Exons: 10
Coding region: 1-1476 (491 amino acids)
Biological process (GO): nervous system process; regulation of membrane potential; signal transduction
Cellular component (GO): synapse; neuron projection; membrane
Molecular function (GO): transmembrane signaling receptor activity; neurotransmitter receptor activity; extracellular ligand-gated monoatomic ion channel activity
Source: RefSeq, a predicted model, not a curated record
AUGUGUGGAUGGACGCGUGGAUCAGCUGAGACAGAAAAUGGCGGUGUGAAAGCUGCUGAGCUGAUCGUCAUCUGUUUCAUGCUGCUACAAGGCUUUGUGGCAGCUUUCAACUGCACCAGCCCAACUCCUGCCGCCCUGUUUGAUGAACUCGCAAAACAUUUGUUCUCUAACAAACUGCUGCGUCCCGUCGAAACCUUUGCAAAGCCAAUAAACAUAUCCAUCAGCAUAACAGUGGCAGGAAUUUUAGGAGUGGAUGAAAAAACCCAAACACUGUCUUCAGUCUUAUGGCAGGUCCUGGAGUGGGAUAUCGAAGGACUGAACUGGGAUGAGAAGGAAUGUGCAGCUAAAAGAGUUUCGGUUCCUCGGGACAACCUUUGGGUCCCAGACAUUCAAAUAAAACAGCUCCUGGACGAAGCCAGCUCUACCAAAACUCCCUAUGUCUACUUAUAUAAUACAGGUCAUGUAUAUGAUGAUAAGCCCAUCACAGUGGUCACUUCUUGCCAAUUGGGAAUCUACACCUUUCCCUUUGAUAUCCAAAACUGCUCGUUGACCUUCGGAUCAUAUAUACACUUUGCUACAGAUAUUCAGAUGAUUCAAGGCGCCACAGCUGAAAAGGUCCUGAAAGAGUCCCGAGAUGUGAUUGUAACCAAUGGGGAGUGGGAGCUGGCAGAUAUCAAUAUUGCCGAUUCCAGCCUGCAUUUAGACGAUGGAAGCUACUCUGAGAUCACAUACUAUAUCGUGCUAAGACGGAGACCAAUCGUCUAUGUGGUCAACCUCCUGGUCCCCAGCUGUUUCCUAAUCACAGUGGACCUCUUCAGUUUUGUGCUGCCCCCACAGAGCGUGGACAGAUCCUCCUUCAAGAUGACACUCAUCCUGGGCUACACCGUCUUCCUGCUCAUAAUGAAUGACCUGCUGCCUGUUACCGGGGAGAAAACACCGCUCAUCAAUGUUUUCUUCUCCAUUAGUCUGGCGCUGAUGGUUGCCAGCCUGUUGGAGACGCUGUUCAUCACAAACAUUCAGUACAAGCCCAGAGAGUACAGCGCAGUGCCUCACUGGCUCAGUGUCCUUGUGUUACGUUAUCUAGCUGUUCUUGUUUGUAUCCCUCCAAAGGAAAGGAGCAACCGAGUCACAGUCUCCCUCAAUCCAUCUCACAAAGCACCAUCAGCGAACACAAGCGCCACAAGCCUCUCAGACCAUCAGAGCAUCUCAGAUGUUACACUUUCAGGAAAAGCAGCUCCAGCUUCUCUGGACUCUCCAGAGCCAGUUGUGGAACAACUGAGGAUGUUAGGCAGAGAGCUCACAGCUAUCCGAGUUCAGAUGGACAAAUACUGUCAAGGGACCAAAGCCACGCAGGAGUGGGAAAUGAUCGGGACAGUGAUCGAUCGUCUGCUGUUUGGCUUGUACAUCAUCUUCAUUUUUGUGAGCUUUAUCACAAUAAUAAGCAUCUGGAUAUGGCAUAAUUCAUUUGCUACAUGAUUAGAUCAAAAACUGCAUCACAUGGAGUAGUGCCAUGGCAAUCUUCACUUCACGCAUGUACUUGACCCCGUGCUGAUUCCUUAUUUUUUUGCAUAUUUGUCACACGUACGUGUUUCAGAUCAAAGGAAUUGAUGACCUGAAACAUUUUAGUGUGACAAAUACACAAACCAAGAGCAAAGAGGGCAUGAGAUGGAUUUGCUGAGAUCAGGAAUAACAGCAUCAUUUAGUAUAAUGAAAAUAGCCCUGCUUCUGUUGUCUGCAUUUCAUUCCUGUAAUCAAACAGCAUCGGUUAAUGAGCAUUUGUCUGUCAGGUAGUUGGCCUUGGCAAACUCUGCAUUUUACAGUCACAAACAUGACUGUGGUUUACUGUAUCCUAACACUAUUUACUGGAGCUUUUUCUUUUUAACAUAUCAAUAGCCAGAGAAAAAUAUGAAAGAGGGACACAUUCAUAAACUCACAGGCCUGGGCUUACAUCCAGUAACCACCAUUUUCCUUGCAAACCAGAACCAUGAACACAUUUAGACUCUAAUGCCAUUAAAUAGAAGUUGUACUUGUCUUUAAGAUUCAUUAGCAAUUAAAAACUAUUACGACUAUUAUUGUAUUGUUUUUCCAUUUCACCGGUUGUGGUUUACCUGCAUAAUCAAAUUAUAACAGUGGGUGAUUUGGUCUGCAGCAAUUUGUGACAAA